This is a messenger RNA of Tetrahymena thermophila SB210, 3597 nucleotides long. Its product is annotated as ser/thr protein phosphatase family protein. Gene Ontology annotation, biological process: protein phosphorylation. Gene Ontology annotation, molecular function: ATP binding; protein kinase activity. The record is from RefSeq and is a predicted model, not a curated record. The transcript is spliced from 9 exons. NCBI's taxonomy places the organism in Eukaryota, Ciliophora, Oligohymenophorea, Hymenostomatida, Tetrahymenidae.
AUGAGCAGGGAAGGUUAAAAUAUCACUAGUAGAAAUGACCAUAACUAAGUAGAAAAUAUAGAUAGCAAUUCAAUUUCACACAAAAAUAAUUCAGAAGCAAUACAUUAAAAUAGUAACUCUUAUGAAAAAUGUGAUGAUGAAGGAAAAAGCGUAAAAAGAUAUGUUAAAGAUUUAAAUGAAUACCAUCUUAGCUUUGAUUCAGAAAAAUAUUCUAACCCCUUAAAAUUUGGAGAUAUGUAUGAAUUCUAAUUUAUCAUAGGAAGAGGUGCUUUUGGAUAAGUUAUUUGCGCAAUACAAAAGUCUAAUAAAUAAAGAGUGGCUAUUAAAAUAAUAGAAAAAAAAUAGCUUAAAAAAUUUGAAGGUCUAGAUCAAGAAGCUAAAAUAUUACAACAAUUAGAGCAUUAACACAUCAUAAAAUAUCUAAAUUCACACGAAUCCAGUAAAGUUUUUAUGAUUGUUAUGGAGUACUUUGAUGGUAAUUCACUAAAUUAAUUCUUAAGAAAUCGAAGCAAACCUUUAAAUAAUAACGAAAUCAGAAGAAUUGUUAGAAAAAUACUACUUGCAAUCAGCCAUAUGCAUUCUUUAGAUAUCAUUCAUAGAGACUUAAAACCAGACAACAUAUUGAUUAAAGAGUAAAAUGGAUUGUUUGAUAUUAAAGUGAUAGAUUUUGGGCUUUCAUUUAAAAAUGAAAAUGUUGGUACUGUAAGUGAUAACUGUGGGACAUUAAUCUAUAUGGCUCCUGAAGUUGCAUUCAACAGACAGUAUUAAAGGUCUGUAGAUCUAUGGAGCACUGGGAUUAUUUAAUAUAUGCUUUUUACUAUGGGAAAACAUCCGCUUUGGGAAAAAAAAGAUGACAAAAAAACAUUUCUUAACAAAUUAAAGAAUCCUUAGUGGAUAUUCCCUGAUAACAUGGAUAAAGAAGCUAGGUAAUUCUUUUUAAAAACUGCUGCUAUUGUAGCAGAAGAUAGAAUGAAUGUAGCUUAGUGCUUAAAACAUGUUUGGAUUAGUGGUGAAGGUAAUCUUUCUGUACCUUUAACCAUGCAUGAUUAAAUUUAGUGCUUUUAGAAUUGCCAAACUCUUAGUAGAAUCUUUAAACUUUUGCUUUUCACCUAAUACAUCAAAAACCAAUCAAAAAAUAAAGGAUUCUAUGAAUAAAAAAUUAUUGAGAUUGCAGUUGAAAAAAGUAAUAGAAAUAUGAUGGAUGAGAGUAUGGAAGAUAUGUAAGAAGUAAAAGAAAAAUCAGUUUCUUUUAAUUCAGCUAACCUAGAAGAUAGCGUAUUACAUCAAAGGUCAGUACAGAAAUUCUCAAGUUCAUUUAUGUUAAAUAAUAACUAAAGUAGUAAACUAUCAAGCAAAAUAUUGCGUAAAUAAACGUUUGAUGACGAACAUUAUAUUUUGAAUGUCAAAAUGUCUUAGAGUAAAUACAACUUUAAUUAAAAGAGUCUCACUUUUAAAGAUCAAGUUUCAGAAAGUUAUAAAAAAUCAAAAGAACUAAAAGCUGAUGAAAAAUUAAAUUUAAAUAACUCAACAGAUGAAUCUAAUUCUUGCCAUAAAAGUGGAAGUAGCCACAAUUAAAGCUAGAACGAAUUUAAAAUGAUUUCAAGCAGGAAGGUUGGAGAGAUAGGAAUUGAUGAGGAUGUUAUUAGUCCAAUAGGAGUAAGCAAAGGAUUGUUAACUAAAUCAAAUGCAGUAGACUCAAAUUCAAAUGGGUAGUUUAAUAACCAAAAGAGUACAGAUUUAGGUGCUAAUUAGCAAUUUCUUAAAAAAUAAUCAAUAUACCACAUAAGAAAAUAUAAUUCUAAAAAAAAUUAAAAUGACCUUCAAAAUAAUUAACCAAUUUAAUUGUAAUAAGAUGAGCUUUAAAAUAGUAUAAAUGAAACUUAAAUCGAUUCUCCUUUAUAGUCAAAUGGGAAUAAGAAUAUUUUUUUCAAGUAGCCUUAAAAUAAGCGCACUAUUUAGUAAGUAAAAAAUGAUAGCCUUAUAUAAAGGAGCAGCUCAUCCAAAAUAAGCUUUAAUAUAAGAAGGAAUAGCAAAAGCAGUGUUAAUUUAUAAUAUGCCAAGUCAAAUACAUCUACACCAUAAAAUAAAAAAGAUGAUAUAGGAAAUAUCAGCUUUUACAAUUAAUACUAUAUGAACUAAACAAACGAUAAUUAAGAAUAUUAAAAUAAUUAGAAUUUUAGAAUGAACACAUUAAAUGAGUAGUAGGAAGAGAGUAUGCUUACUGAGCGUAGCAAUCCCUAAAGUACCAAUAGGGAUGAAAUAAUCUAAUCUAAUUUCAAUUUAAAAAAUACGAAUUAAGCAAUUAAAACUAUUGGAGGAGGCGAUGAUUAAUUUAAAAUACAAAAACAAAAUAAAAGUUAGUUGAAUGCAAAUUUUGAAUUAAAAAAUUUUUAAGCCUCCCCUUCACACGAGAAAAUAAAAAAUGCAAAAAGUAUAAACUUUAAAAAUACUUAUAAUGCUUUUAAUGACCAGAAAAUCAAUAGUUAAGCUAUUUAAAAUGUUACUCCAUAAAAAAAUCAAAAGUAAAUGCAAGCUAUUUUUUCGCCAAGAAGUUCUUGCCCAAUUAAUCAGACUUAGAUAGUUGAUAUCCCUAUAUAAAAUAGAAACACAAAACCAAUUUUUCAAUAAUUGAUAGAUAGUUAAUCUUCUACUAAUUCAUUAAACUCUCGUAAAAGUAAAGAUCAAGAAUUAAAUAGAAAAAAGAAAGCCACAUUAAAGUCUAAUUUUUAGGUGAAAGAGAUUAGCACUCUCAGUUAGUAAAAUAGUCCCUAAAUGCAUCAUAAAUUUAGUUUUUAAUAAGAAUAUUUAAACUUUGAUAGCUUACAAGCCAACUCAUAAGAAAAUGUGUUUAAAAAAAGAAGAUCCGUUCAAAAUAACUAUGAUGAAUAAUUUAAAAGUUCUUUAUUACAGCAUGAGCAAAUAAUAAUAAAAAAUAAUUAAAUAAACUAACAACAACAGUUAAAAUCUAGUGUUAUACCAAAAAUACAUCAUUCAAAUACAAAAGAAGACAACGAAUUAAAGUUACCGUAAAUUAAUUAAAAUUGGUAUUUUUAAAAUUUAAUUUAUUUUUUAUGUAAAAAAAUAGACCAAUAAAUUUAUAGAAUCGUUCAAUAUCAAUGUAAUAAAAUAAUAACGAGCGUAGUGAAUCAUAAGGCAAUUUAUCUAAUAUCUCUAUUAAUAGUUAUCACUCUGACCAACCAGCCUAAAAUCCAAAACUGCAAUAAAGCUCCAGCACAUCCAGUUUAAAAGCUUAUGAUAAAGCACAUACAAACCAUGCUCACGUAUAGCACUUAAAGUCUCACUUCUAUAAUGACAGCAAUAACAAUAGCAAUAGCUAAUAUCUUUAAAAAUAAAAUAGCAUAAGCAUAACAUCCAAUAAUGCAUUUAAUAAUAUUAAUCCUCAUAACCAAAAUUAAUUAAAUAUUAACUAGUUAAAUUCUUUAUAAAUAAAUGGUAGAAGUAGCUAUUCUUCUGCAACUAAUUACAAUAGUCCAUAAAAAAAAUCAAUCAUAAAAAUAAAAUGAUUUUUAUUAUUAUUAUUAAAUUAUAAAUAUUAGCCUUCAAUCAAAUUAUUUAAAAAAUUAAUUUUAAUCUUGA